AUGGGACACCCCAACAUCAGCAGUUACCGGAGGGUGAAGCACUUCUCAGCUGAGGAGACGGGGCGGGUGGUGGUGGAGGCAAAGGUCUCUGGCGGUGUCAGGGUGCGAGCGCAGAGCAGCCUGCCCGGCAGCAUCCCCAGCGACGUCGCCGCAGUUUCAGGCAACACAGCCCCAUUGUUCAACAUGACUGUUGUCUACGUGCCUGAGGACUUGGAGUUGGGCCAGCAAGCUUUCCAGCUGAAGGCUACUGACUUAGACGGGGACAAGCUCACCUACAGCAUCAGCGAGACCUUCUACUUCUUUGUCCAAACUGACACAGGCAAUGUGACACUGAGGAACUCCCUGGACCGUGAGACCAUGCCCAGGCUCACCAUGAUCGUCAAGGUGUUUGAUGGGGUAAACGAACCGGUUUCCAGAAAGCUCACAGUCAUCGUGGAGGACCGUAACGACAAUGCCCCGGUCUUCCAGCACCUACCAUAUCAAGCCUCCAUCCCCGAGAACAUGACACUCAACAGCGUCAUCUUCACCGUGUUUGCAAAUGACAGCGACACUGGGAACGCCUCGAAAGUCAGCUACAGCAUCGAGGAGGUGGUCCCAGACAGCAUGAAGAAUCGCUGGCUCUUCUACAUCCUGCCCAAUGGGAACGUGAUGCUCAACGGCUCGCUGGACUACGCCAUGAACACUUUCUACCAGCUCAAGAUCCUUGCCAAGGACGGCGGGGGGAUGCUGCACAACAUGUUGGUCUUCCAGCAGAGCUCAACCUACCUAUCACUGACCAUUCUCGACUUGCCCAACCAGGACCCACGGUUCCUCAAUGAGCCCUACUCCGGCUCUGUGCCCGAGAACUGUGCCCCAGGCACCACUGUGCUCACCGUCAGAGCCAUGGACAGAGACACGGGGGUGAAUGAUGAAAUCUCCUACAGCAUCACCAAUGCCAGCGUCCCCUUUGCUAUCAACGCUAUGACGGGCACCAUCACUGUAAGUGGGCCUCUGGACCGUGAGCAGCUGCCAAGCGAGGAGGUGCUGCUGGAAGUCAUUGCACGUGAGAAGAACCUGGACAUCCAUGGCAAGGUGGCCCAGGCUAGCACCCUGGUGACAGUCAUAGUGACUGAUGUCAAUGACAACAAGCCCCAGUUCUACCACUGCUCCCUUCCCAGCUGCAACUUCUCCACCAGUGCCCAGAACAACUUCGGUGGCAACAUCAUAGAGCAUUCCUCCUCCAGACUGCCUGUGUCCGACCUCAGCAUUGUCGCACAUGACCCGGACAAGGGCACCAACAGCAGCUAUGAGCUGUAUCUGCAGGGUCCGAAUGCCAACGCCUUCACUGUCUCCCCACCAAAGAUCGUAGGCACAGGGGAGGUUCAGCUCCUGGUGCUAGAGCCAUCUGCUGUGGACUACGAGAUAAGCCAUGUCAUGGAGGUGCAGAUAAUUGCUAACGACACAGGGAAACCCACGGACUGCUGCUCCACAGCCACUGUAACCAUCAACCUCAUCGACAGCAACGACCACAUCCCUGAGUUCCCCCAGAGCACCUACAACCUGAGCGUGAUGGAGAACAGCCCUGCUGGCACCAUCAUCACCCCAAACAUCACGGCCUAUGAUCCAGACAGCGGUGUCCUGGGGGAGAUCACCUACCAGCUGCUCCCGGAGACCAUCCGUCAAAUCUUCACUGUGAAUGCCAUGACUGGGGCAGUGCUUGUGCAGAAUGGGAGCUUUCUGGACCGGGAGACUCGUUCCAUCUAUUACGCCAACCUCCAGGCCAAGGAUGGAGGCAACCUGGCGGGCACCACUGUGCUGGAGAUCACUGUGCUGGAUGAAAACGACAUGGCACCUAUCAUCACUGGCUCCUACUACAUCUCAGUGAAAGAGGGACAGAAUGUCACAACACAGAUCCAGGCCAUUGACAACGAUGAGCCUGGCAGUCUAAACAGCAAGUUGGGCUUCAGGAUCUUACCAGGACCGUUCAGCAAAAACUUCACUAUCAACGAGGCCACAGGUGAGAUGCACAGCAAGGAGCCACUGGACCGCGAAGCCUUGGAAGAUGAGCGGGGGCAGAUGGUGGUGAUGGUGGAGGUGUACGACCAUGGCGUGCCACAGCUCAGCACCUCGGUGAACGUCACCAUCACUGUGGGGGACGUAAAUGACAACGUGCCCAUGUUCCUUAACGAGUCCUAUGAGUUCUCAGUCUUUGAAGACUCUCCAGGUAGACACUGCGUGGCCAGGCUGGCGGGGUCCCACGUGGGUGAGGUGGAGGCCACAGAUGCUGACCGGACAGAGAUCAAUUCCCGCAUUUCCUUCCUACUUCAGAGGGGCAGUGGCUCCAGCAACUUCUUGAUCCGCUCAUCCCCACUGGGGCCAGGGUACUAUGGUGGGCUGCUGUCUGUGGACCCCGACAUGUCCCUGGACUACGACACCCUGCAGCAGAAGUUCUUCUCCUUGGUGGUGUUGGCACAGAACACGGCUGCAGAUGACAUGGGGGACACUGCUAAUGUCUCGGUGGUAGUUCACGUCCUAGAUGUUAAUGACGAGCCCCCCACCAUCCUGCCUGUCUCACCAGAGAACCCGCAUGUGAAGGAGAAUGGCACGCAGCAGGGUCUGGUCAUCACACUGGUCGCCUCCGACCCAGACACCAACCACUCGCUGGUCUUCGAGGAGCUGGCGGUUGCCUGCUUCAAGGGGACGAUCAGCGCUGGGGAGGUGUGCUGGGACUGGUUUGUGCUGGCACCCAACGGCUCGGUGAUGGUGAACAGCUCGGACAUUGACUACGAGGUGUGCGACGUGGUGGAGCUUACACUGCGGGCUGAAGACCUGUACACCGAGAAGGGCAAUCGCUACAGCCAGAACAAAACCCUGAGGAUCCUCAUCACCGAUGUGAACGACAACACACCGGUCUUCCUGCCCAUCUCGGAGACCUUUGUGGUUGUCCCCGAAAUCUCUCCUGUGGACCUGCAAGUGGCUACUGUGAAGGCCACGGACGCCGACUCAGGGUUGGAGGGAACCAUUGUCUUCUCCAUUGUCCGUGUGGUGCUCGUGGAUGACAAAGGGCUCAGCCAGCCCUUCCCGAACCUCUUCAAAGUGGAGACAACUCCAGUGGAGAACGGCUACGUUGGGAGCAUCCAGGUGGCCAGCAACCUCGAUAGCUCACUGAAGGGGGAGUACCAGGUGACAGUGGAGGCUCGGGACAGCAAGCCACCAGUGCACACAGCACAGACUGUGCUGAACAUCUUCGCGGUGGAUCAGAGCUACCGUGUGCGCCUCCAGUUCGUGACAACAGUGGACAAAGUCCAGGCUAACUCUGAAAAUAUCAAAGUGGCCCUGACCACCGCAACCAAGGCAGGCGUCUACGUGGCAGCCAUCAGGACCGUGGAGGACACCCGUGCCUCCCAGGUGGAAGCCAAGUCGGUGAUGGAGGCAUACUUCGUCUAUAGCAAUGGCACUGCCCUGGACGUCAACCAGCUGAGUGUGCUCAUACAGUCUGACCCGCUGAUCCUGGCUGAACUGGUGCAAAUGGGCCUGGCCGUCAUCGGCCCUGGGGAAGUGGUGAAACCCACCAGGGAGACAGAGCUGAUCGGCAUCAUCGCAGGGUUGGCGGCGUUCCUGGUCAUCUUCAUCCUCAUCAUAACCCUGGUCUUGGUUCUCACCACCAGGAGCUACAAGAGGAAGCUGAGUGCAAUGAAGGCUCUGAAAGUGGCCACGACAUUCAGCCCUGCCAUGGCGCAGCAGGGAGCUGGCAUCCCCGGGACCAACCAGUACAAUGCAGAGGGGGCUAACCCCAUGCUGAAUCUCUCAAUCGAUCCCUCCCAUGACCUGGGCUUCCAUGAGGACACCAUCUCUGUGGCCAGCACGAAUUCCCUGGAUGAAAACACAGUAAAUGCACCCAGGGAACACAACCUCGAGGCCAAGAAAGGCAAAGCGCAGCUGAUGGACCCCACUGAUGAGGAGGUACUAGUGGCCGCCCUGGAGCUAAAGGAGCCCACCAAAACAGCAUACAUCAACACCACCUUCACCACCACCGACUUGUGA
Messenger RNA from Charadrius vociferus (killdeer), 4023 nucleotides. It is a transcript of the gene CDHR2, whose product is annotated as cadherin-related family member 2. Gene Ontology annotation, biological process: homophilic cell-cell adhesion. Gene Ontology annotation, molecular function: calcium ion binding. Lineage: Eukaryota; Metazoa; Chordata; Aves; Charadriiformes; Charadriidae. The transcript has 32 exons. Bases 1 to 4023 code for a protein of 1340 amino acids. The record is from RefSeq and is a predicted model, not a curated record. Gene Ontology annotation, cellular component: plasma membrane.